Vespula pensylvanica (western yellowjacket) is the source of this 2187-nucleotide messenger RNA. RefSeq names its product serine protease gd-like. Gene Ontology annotation, molecular function: serine-type endopeptidase activity. NCBI's taxonomy places the organism in Eukaryota, Metazoa, Arthropoda, Insecta, Hymenoptera, Vespidae. The coding region runs from base 252 to 1811 and encodes 519 amino acids. The record is from RefSeq and is a predicted model, not a curated record. Gene Ontology annotation, biological process: proteolysis. The transcript has 6 exons.
UCGCAUUAGUUGAAGAUGUUCCUUAGCGGAAAGUGCAUCGUAGAUAAUGUCUAAAAGAUUUUGUUGAAUUUGAUCGGAAACGGUGAUCAAUCACGACGUUAAUCGUUGGAUCUUUUAUAUUUAAUAAUUUUCUUUUACUUUGUGAGAUUAGAAAAAAGGAUUGAAGGAUUACAUUGGUGGGUCUCUACAUUGACGAUCUCUGUUGGAUGAGUGAUGAAAAAGGAUGAUGAUCAUUAUUCUGACAUUAUAAUAUGUUCUUACUUCUAUCGGAAGUUCUUGUCUUUAAAGGUUAUCGUAUUAAGAUUUACAAAAUGAUCAGCGAGAUUGCAAGAUGUAUAUUCUUCGUUCAUCAUCUAUUGCUUUUGUUAAAUGGAGCAAUGGCCAUCGAGCUACCAUGUCCGGAAUAUUUUCGUUAUAUUCGUAACGAUAAUUUCGAGAGUAUGGGACAAGUGGAAAUUCCAUCGCCUCCAAGAAACAUGGCGUUGCAUUUGAAAAUAGAGUUAACCGUGGCCACGUCAUUACCUUCGAAAUAUGUUGGACGAUUGGAAUUGGCGCAGUCGAAAGAAGAAUCGAUUAGGGCCAUUCAACAAAGAAGAUCAUUAUUUUAUGUAGUUCAUUUCCCGAUAAGCCAUCCAUUACCGAUCCUAACAAAUAUAUGGUUCAAUGAACAACUAUAUUGCAGUGGUCCGCGUGCAUUGGGACGAAUCGUGACAUCCAUUGUUUUGGAACAUACGCUUUUUCCACCAAGAAUAUUAACUAUCCCUACGAAUCAAGAAAACAAUCUUGAUGCACAACCAAAUUUCAAUGACUUUAUACAGUUCGAUCAAAUUUCGUUUUCGCCAUUUAUACCAGAGACACCGUCGCGUCUACCGACAUUGCCACCACCACCGCCAUUGCUAUCGCCAUCGCCAUCGCCACGACCAUCGUCACGACCUUCGCCAUUAUUAUCGUCAAUACCAAGCAAAGUAUUAUCAGAAAAAAAACCCUUGAAUAACAACGAUGACGAGUGUGGUCGGGUUAACAUCCAGAAUAGCAAUAUUAACCCUUUAAUAGCCAAAGGUAUGAAGACAAGUCCAGGUCAAUGGCCUUGGUUGGUCGCUAUCUUCGUCGUGAAGAUUCAAUUUGAAUUUCAUUGUACCGGUACUCUGGUUACGAAUAAGCACAUCGUUACAGUGGCACAUUGUACAAGAUUAGACGACAUAAUCUUACCAGCCAGUACAAUGCUCGUUUCAUUAGGACGUUAUCGUCUACGAGAUUGGAGAGAAAAAGGAUCGGUUAAUCGAGAAGUGAAAGAAUACACAUUACAUCCAGAUUACAAGGGUGAUGCUAAAGAUCCAACUGCUGAUGCUGAUUUAGCUAUAAUAACAUUGUGGGAACCAGUCAAAUUUUCCGAUUUUAUCAAACCAAUCUGUCUUUGGUCUGGAUCAAACGAUUUACGAGAUAUUGUUGGAUCCAGGGGAUAUGUUAUUGGCUGGGGUCAAGAUGAAUUUGGUAGAUAUUUGACUAAUCCUCACAUGGCUAUUGUACCAAUUGUAUCUCAGGAAGAUUGUCUUUGGAGUAACGCAGGUUUUGUCGCUUUUACAUCCAAUCGUACUUUCUGUGCUGGUUCUAGAAAUGGUAUUGGACCAUGUAAUGGUGAUAGUGGAAGUGGUUUGGUGAUACGUAAAACAGAUGGACGUUAUCAGUUACGUGGUGUUGUUUCACAUUCCAUUUUGGAUAGAAAUACAAUGUCGUGUGAUCUUACCCAUUACGUUGUUUACGUCGACGUAGCGAAACAUUUAGAUUGGAUACAUUCACAAAUAACUUCGUAAAAACAAAUUGAUAAGACCAGGUAAAUCUCGAAGAUAUGAACUGGAGAUUAUGAAAACAGUCUAAAUCGUAUAUUUUUCGUUUGGAAAUACUUUGACAUUUGGGUUUAAAUUAUUUAAAAACUAUUGUUUUCUAUAAUGACAAUGACAUAUAGAAAAAGUACAUAUAUAAUUAUUCUUAAGAAAAAUAAUUCUUUUAAAAACUUAUUUCAAUAUAUUUAAAAAAUUUUAAGAACGGAGCAUGUGCUAAAAUAUAUUUUUUAAUAUCUCAAAUGGACAACAAUAAGACCACUUUCAUAAUCAUCAGUUCGUAUGUUGUUCCUUUUAGAUCUGUUGCAUUUUUUCAACUACCUCUAUGAUUAAUAUCGUACAUAUAUAU